Molecule: messenger RNA, 3415 nt
Organism: Mus musculus (house mouse)
Lineage: Eukaryota; Metazoa; Chordata; Mammalia; Rodentia; Muridae
Gene: Klhl26
Product: kelch-like 26
Exons: 5
Coding region: 621-2198 (525 amino acids)
Source: RefSeq, a predicted model, not a curated record
UCCCGAUCAGCGCGCCGCCCCAUCGCUCGGGCGCGCGGCGGAAGAUGGCGGAGUCCGGUGGCAGCAGCGGCUCUAGUCAGAGCCCCGAGCGCCCGAGCAGGUCCUGAUGGCAGGGAACAAGAGGCCUAGGCAUGUCUGGAGGGGAACACUGAGGCCAGUCACCUAGGAGCCUGGACAUGUCUGAGGAAGACACUGAGGCCAGUCACCUAGGGGCCUGGACAUGUCUGGGGAGACACUGAGGCCAGUCACCUAGGGGCCUGGACAUGUCUGGGAGACACUGAGGCCACUGGGAGACCUCAACAGACAAGGAAUCUUAUAGCUGGUCUCACAGAUGCCAUAUAGCUGAGGAUAACAUCAAACUGCUGGUUAUCUUUCCUCAACCCGAAUGAUCAAGAUGACAGGCAUGCAUCUCUAUUCCUGUGGUGCAUGCUAGCUUGGCCGACAGGAAUGGGGCACUUAAGUGCACCUUCUCUGCAGCUGGCCACAGCACUGGCCUCCUGCAGGGCCUGGCUGCCCUCCGUGCACAGGGCCAGCUGCUCGAUGUGGUCCUCACUGUCAACAGUGAAGCCUUUCAUGCGCACAAGGUGGUCUUGGCAGCCUGCAGUGACUACUUUAGGGCCAUGUUCACUGGCGGCAUGCGUGAGGCCAACCAGGCUGUCAUCCAGCUGCAGGGUGUGUCUGCACGUGGCCUGCGUCACAUCAUCGAUUUUGCCUACAGUGCUGAGGUGACACUGGACCUAGACUGUGUGCAGGACGUGCUGGGUGCUGCCGUGUUUCUGCAGAUGCUGCCGGUGGUGGAGCUGUGCGAGGACUUCCUGAAAGCUGCCAUGAGCGUAGAGACGUGCCUGCACAUUGGCCAGAUGGCUACCACCUUCAGCCUGACAUCACUGCGUGAGUCAGUAGAUGCCUUCACAUUCCGCCACUUCCUGCAGAUAGCAGCAGAAGAGGACUUUCUGCGCCUGCCACUCGAGCGCCUUGUCUUCUUUCUGCAGAGCAACCGGCUGCAGAGCUGCGCCGAGAUUGACCUGUUCCGCGCUGCUGUGCGCUGGCUGCAGCAUGAUCCUGCCCGCCGCGCCCGUGCCAGCCUUGUGCUACGCCACGUGCGCUUCCCGCUCAUGCAACCUGCUGAACUGGUGGACAGCGUGCAGACACUCGACGUCAUGCUCGACGAUGCCCUGUGUCGCCAGUACCUGCUGGAGGCCUUCAGCUACCACGUGCUGCCCUGCCGCCAGCAUGACAUGCAGUCGCCUCGCACUGCUGUGCGCUCUGAUGUAGCGUCCCUGGUGGCCUUCGGGGGCACACCUUAUACCGACAGCGACCGAGCUGUCAGCAGCAAGGUGUUCCAGUUACCUGAGCCAGGAGCACGCCACUUCCGCGAGCUCACGGAGAUGGAACUGGGCUGUAGCCACGCGGGCGUGGCUGUGCUGGAUAACUUCGUGUACGUGGCAGGCGGCCAGCAUCUGCAGCACCGCAGUGGCGAAGGCGCUGUGGACGCCUGCUACCGCUAUGAUCCACAGCGCAAUCGCUGGCUGCGGCUGCGAGCACUGCGUGAGAGCCGCGUGCAGUUCCAGCUCACUGCACUGGGAGGGCUGUUGUAUGCCACCGGUGGCCGAAAUCGCGCGGGCAGCCUGGCGUCUGUGGAGCGCUACUGCCCACGCCGUGACAGCUGGGAUUUUGCCUGCCCACUCAAGCGCCGUACCUGGGGCCAUGCGGGUGCCGCAGCUGCUGGUCGCCUCUACAUCUCAGGUGGUUAUGGCGUCUCAGCGGAGGACAAGAAGGCGCUGCAGUGCUAUGAUCCAGCAGCCGACCGCUGGGAGCCCAGGGCGCCCAUGCGUGAGCCCCGCGUGCUGCACGCAAUGUUGGGCGCUGCUGGCCGCAUCUAUGCCCUAGGUGGCCGCAUGGACCACGUGGACCGCUGCUUCGAUGUGCUGGCUGUGGAGUACUACGUGCCGGAUGCCGACCAGUGGACCAGUGUGACACCCAUGCGAGCUGGUCAGUCGGAAGCUGGCUGCUGUCUACUAGAGAGGAAGAUCUACAUCGUGGGUGGCUACAACUGGAGGCUGAACAAUGUCACAGGCAUCGUUCAGGUGUACAACACUGAGACGGAUGAGUGGGAGAGAGACCUGCACUUCCCCGAGUCCUUUGCAGGCAUUGCCUGUGCUGCUGUCCUGCUGCCCCGCUCAGGCCAUGGGAGGUAGCUUGGGAUCCUGGCUGUGUUCCCCACAAGUGUCAGACCCCCAGCCCAGGGGUCCCUACCUCCCAGCCCCAAGUCAACAGAGAGAGAGAUCUGGUCCCCAAGGUUUAGGUGCCAUGGCAGCCAUUGCCCAGUGGGUGUCUCUGCACUGUCCUGUGUGGUUAGGUCUUGGUAUCUCUCAUCCCUAGCCAGACAGAUGAAAGCUUGUGGACAGAAAACACCAAGUCCAGGGAGGAGCAACUCUCCUUGUCUCCUGACUAAACUCUUCUGUUUAAAAUCCUAGCCUGGAUUUCUGCCGUGGGAUCCACAAGGCAGAGAGACUCUUCAGAUUACCCUCUGAACUCCACGUGGGCAUCAUGGAACACACAUGCACGCACACAAUCAAAUGAGUAAGAUUGUAAAUCAGCUCUCUGGUGCCUGGACAGCAUUCAGGAUGCAGGAGUCAGAGUGUGUCCCAGAGGCCCCCUGACAGGUGACAGAUGCAGCCAAGUCUUCAUCACCAACCUCCCUGGCCCGCUUGACUUGUGGAUUCUGGAGCAUCCCAAAGGCCCCUGUCCCGUUAACCCAGCAUUCUUUGCCUGUGCCACCCCCUUUUAUAAGAAGACAGAGCUAAUAAGUGAGGCAUGGUGUGGCCUUUUCCAAUACCCUGGAGGCUAAAGAGGGAGGAGAAUCAUUGCAAGUUCUAGGCCAGCCAGGACCACAGCCCUGAAAUGAGGAAACCCACAAAAAACAAAAGCAGAGAAACCACAAAAGCCACCUCAGGUGAGGAGGCCUGUGUCAGCUGGCCCGGGAGGAGAGCCAGCUGGGGGCCCAUCUAACAUGUUGGCUAUAGAAAGCCAUGCUCCCAGGUCUGGCCCACCCUCGGGUGGGGUGGUGGGAGGUGCUAUGGCCGUGAGCCCCAGCAGCCUCAUUCGAUGGCAGCCCUGCUUUGUUUUGCUGUUUAAAUCCUGAACUCUCAUCUUCAUAUUUUGUUUAAUUUUUUUCUUGUUUAAGGAAGCCAGCCCCACUGUCUUCCAAAUGAGUAUGUUCUCUGGUGAUCUAAGGUGUCCCUUGCUGCUCAGAGUCAUGGAUGUCAUCGUUGUACGGCCGCUCAGCACAUGAGUAAUUAAUCCCAGUCCUUUGCUGCAGCCUCUGCUGAUCAGUCCUUUGAUUUAAUAAAGGCAUUAUGGAGGAAGGAUGGAGCAGACCUGUGCUCUACGCCUGCCACCUGUGUGACCUGUG